AUGUAUGAUUCUAUUGAAGAAUUCUUUCAGAGCAACAAUAACCUUAUGCCAAUAAGGUAUUCUUACCAAGAUAUCAAGAAGAUGACCAAUGGUUUUAAGGAAAAAUUGGGGGAAGGAGGUUCCAGCAAGGUUUAUAAAGCAAGGCUUAAGAGUGGUGGUCUUGCUGUGGUCAAGAUAUUGGGCAAAUCCAAAGUCACAAGCCAAGAUUUUUUCAGUGAAGUAGCAACGAUUGGAAGUAUUCACCAUGUCAAUGUGGUAAAACUCAUUGGCUUUUGUGCUACGGGUUCAAACCGUGCAGUUGUGUAUGACUUCAUGCCUAAUGAGCAUCCGAGUCAAAUUUACUUUCCUAGAUGGGUUUCUCAACAAUUGAAUAAAGGAAUGGAGCUGGAAAUAAGAGAAGCCAAGGAAGAUGAAAAGAGAAUAGCAAAGAAAAUGAUCAUUGUGGCUCGGUGGUGUAUACAGGUCAAACCAAGCGACCAUCCUUCGAUGAACAAAGUGGUGGAGAUGCUUGAAGCGGAUCUCGAAAGUUUAGAAAUGCCUCCUAGGCCAUUCCAAAUUUAUCUAUAUGCAACUGAAGAAGAUGAUGCUAAAAUGAAAACCAACUCCACAAAGCUUUCUAGUUAUUCGUCAUAUGAUGAUAUGAGACAGAAUCAGAAUCAGCUAGUUUGAUUAAAAAUGAAAAUUAAGCGGAAUG
Molecule: messenger RNA, 694 nt
Organism: Rubroshorea leprosula
Lineage: Eukaryota; Viridiplantae; Streptophyta; Magnoliopsida; Malvales; Dipterocarpaceae
Source: the annotation of a GenBank genome assembly